UCAAUUAACAAAUAUGCAGUUCGACAAGGUUUUCUUCCUGUUUUUCGGUGUUUUGGCCGUGGUAAUUGCUGCUACUAUGUCCGCGGAAGCUCAGGACAACGAUGUGAUUAGUGACCGUCGUUUCCGUUGGGAUUUUUCCCAAGAUUCUGAUGACUCUGCUAAUGAUUUGCAAGAAGAUGAUUCCGCGGAUAAUGCCGCUCAAUCUGAUAACGGUGGCAAGUCCGGCGGACAAGAUACCGUGGAAAUUAUCGAGGAGGGGUCCUUUGAGAAUGAUCCAAAGCAAUCUAAGGAAAGCGCAUCCAUCGAAUCUUAA
Molecule: messenger RNA, 313 nt
Organism: Drosophila ficusphila
Lineage: Eukaryota; Metazoa; Arthropoda; Insecta; Diptera; Drosophilidae
Exons: 2
Coding region: 14-313 (99 amino acids)
Source: RefSeq, a predicted model, not a curated record